AUGUCGCUUUUCACGGGCACUUUCCACGCCUCUAUCCACCCCCCGACGCUUAUCCUCGAGGGAAACCGCGACAUUGCCCGCGGAACAGCCCAGAUUAACCUGUCACAGAAGAAAAGGGAUAUGUCGCUACAAAGCGCAAGCAAUAGCCCCAGAAUCAACAUUUCCAGGCGACUGUCGCGGAAAAGCACAUCGGCGACAAUUUCCAGCAAAGAGAGCAACAGCAGCAGCCUGUACGCGCUCAGAAGGCUGUCGAGGGCGAGCAAGAGCAGCUCAAUUCAAGCUUUAUCACCGAACAUUGAGGCGAAACAGCCAACAAGGACCAUUUCGGUUGCAAAGAUGGCUGCUGCAGCGGAGUAUGCCGCCGAAAUGGAGCUCGCCGAGGUUACGACAUCAUUAUUAUCGAUGCGGACAUCGGCAGAUCCUGCAGCCGCUUCUAUAAAUAUACAACACUCGCACAGUAGCUCCGGAACCACCGAUGUGGAGGUAGAAGCAGAAGCAGAAGCAGAAGCAGAAGCAGAAGCAGAAGCAGAAGCAGAGGCGGAGACAGAGACAGAAGCAGAGGAGUCUGACACCAACCUUUCUAAAGUCAAAAUCUCCAGCCCAUUAAAUGGCCCGACGCGCACUGGAUCUUCCGAAGAUUUUGCCAAGGCGACCGAGUACAUGCCACCUCCUGCUGUGACCAUUCCGGAGGGUGAUUUGAAGGCCGACGCUGAUUUGGUUCAAGCUGGUGAUAUAAACAUGACCGCGCAUACUGUCACUCCUCAAAUAACAAUAGUUGGGUCCUAA
Messenger RNA from Kickxella alabastrina, 786 nucleotides. RefSeq lists its product as uncharacterized. The coding region runs from base 1 to 786 and encodes 261 amino acids. The transcript has 2 exons. The record is from RefSeq and is a predicted model, not a curated record. Lineage: Eukaryota; Fungi; Kickxellomycota; Kickxellomycetes; Kickxellales; Kickxellaceae.